AGUUGCUAGUUACGCGUGUGCCUCUGCGGGGAGAGGUGGUCCGCUUAGCCGUGUGGAAACAGUGUAUGUGUCUAACAAUUUGGCGUGAUAUUAAAAAAUUGUGCCCUGGUCAAUGGAUAAAUGCGCGCAGUUCCACGGGAAUCUUUAAAGGAGGCGGGAGUGCCAUCAAUGGCCUGACACGAUGUUCAGAACGGCGUCAGUCGAGGGCUCCGGGCCGAGGACGCCGCCCGCCUACGCACCUCACCCCCCGCACCCCCCGUACGUUCCACCCCGCUUCUUUCCCCCGCGGAUACGACCACCACCCCCCCAGUACUGCUUCGAUGCUGCACGCUUCGCCUGCGACGCCUCGAAACCAAGAUAUCUUGACGUCGAACGGGAGAGACUUGUAACGCGAUGGCUGGCGGAAGCCAACGAGGCUCUAGUACGGAGGGACCGUCCUCCAAGGUACAAGCCUCGGAGCAGCGAGAGAAGACCUGACUAUCUCGACAGGAGAGGGCCGGAGUGGUCUGACAACUUUCUGUUAGGGAGGAGGAAUGGGUCAGUAGAACCGGAAGACGAUGGCAGUGAAGUGAUGAGCCUCAAGGAGUUUGUGGAUAAGUUCUCGUUGCCGCGUGUUGUGAAGUUCGAAGGGGAGGAUAGGCCAGUGCUGCUGUAUAGGGUGUUGGAGGCGCAUCGGAGAGUGGAGGCGGUGCCGCUGUCGGGGAAGAAGGGGAAGCUUGUCGGCAAGCCGCUUUACAUACCGGACUCAUAUGAUGGGUGGUUUUCGGCAUGCGGAUGCCGCGGCGGUGCGCUGGCUUCGCCGCGCGGGUCCAUCUCGGCUCUGUUGCGCGCACGCGCAUUCGCUCUCGUCUCCCCGCGGGCCAUCUCCGCGUACAGGGCGCGACCUGCUUCUGAAAGCGGCAGAGUGGGCGCGCAGUACGAGCGGUCGGCGGCGCGGCCGGGCACGCCGCUCCGACUUGCAGGCGUGUUCGCGGACGGCAGCAAGGCGAAGGCACCCAAAUACGCACAGCUUAUCGACCCACAGGGGAAUGAGCUGUUCGUCCCCCUAAAUACAAAGGGGGAGCUGUACGAGGUGUGUCCGGAGGAGCUGUCACCGGCGGAAUGGGAGGCAGGGGAGCCGCCUGCUGUGCCGCCCCCAGACGCCGGGGCCCGCGCUCACCGGCUUCCGCACCUCUUGAGCCUCUGGCGGCUGCCGACGAGGGUUCGGCUGCUCGCCGGCACGGUGCCUAUCGAAAUGGCGCAUGAUGUUGGAGAUGACCUUCUGCUGCGGGCAGCGGUAACGGAACCAGUAUUAGUGAUGUGCAGCCUCCCGGAGUACGGCUCGAUGCCGUCAAGCCCGAGCAAGCAAGUCGACCCUCGCUACCACGCCAAGGAGGCGCUGCAGCUCCUGCCCCUCAACGGGAAUAUCAGGGUCCGUCGCACCCAGCUCGGCUUCGAGAGCGAGAAGCGCAUGUUCCUCUCCGCCCGCCUCCAGAAAGCUCUAACCUUCUGUCAACUCAACGUUGACAACUGGAUCAGGCAGAUCUCCUACGCAAGCUCCGCCGUCGUCGGCAAAGCGAAAACCGCCGAGGACAUCAUCAAGGAGGACCACGAACCGGUCAAGUUUGAGAAGGAACGGAAAUUUACGCUGCAAGGCUUGAAGAUCGACACGUCUAGACUGUUUGGGAAAAGUGAGAAAGUGUUGAAAGAUAUCCCAGAUGAAACUGAAGGAUCUAUCAUAUUUUUAAGUAAGAACGAGUUGGAGCAUAUGAAUUAUGACGUGUAUAGUGAUGAUGAUAAGGAUGAGAAAUCUGAUGACAAAGUAGAGCAAGAACCGUUCUCUAAUGAAAAAAUGCACGUGUUCAGAGAAGACUCUGGGCAGAAGAAGAGUAAAUGGUUUAAGAAUUUGAAACUAUUGAAAAGUACGGAGAAGUUAACGGAUGAGAAAAUAACAGCGAUUGAAAGCAAUGAAAAAGGUACUGAUAUUAAAGACCCGUUUGAUCCGUCAGCCGAGAAGCAUAGUUCGAUUGAACGAUACCAGGAUAUGGCGAAGUUGAUUGAAGAUAGAUUCGGCGCGUCACGAAAAAGUGAUGGCACGGCUGAAAAGAGUCAUUCUUACAAAAGCCUUACCACAUCUUCAUCUGAUAUGGGAACUAGUCAAUGUAGUUCGAACCACAAGAAACCAGUGUUAACAAAAUCCGUAUCAGUUCAGACUGGAAUGCCCGACAACUCAGAAGAUGAUAGCGGCAUAAAUAUGAAACAUGGUAGGAAAAAUCUUAGUGUCGAUCACAUUAACUACUGCGGAUCUAUGGAAAGCGACUCGAGUUCAGGCCGAAAAUUAAAAUCUUUAGACGAGAAUAUGCUUAAGAAAUCGGCAGGCGUAAAAUCUUCAUCGAAUCUUGAAAGGCGACAGAGAAUACAGCCAGAUUUAAUUCCAGAAAAGGCUAUAGUAAAAUCUGAAUCGUAUAACCAGUUACAAAGUUGUGAGGAAAUCAAUAUGUUUGGUGUGGGAUCUUUAUACAAUGAUAGUGACUUUGAAAUUAACUACAAACAACACUCUUUUAUAACGGAGAAGCUUUGCUCAGAAUUUCACGUGAAGACUAAAAGGGUUCUUAGCAAAUCUACUUCUAAUCUUCUUCAUCCGAAGAAAUCCGCGGAAAAGAAGGAGCAGAACAACAGUAACAGCAUGCCAACGAAAACUGAGCGAUCGAAUGAUGGCGAGAAAAUCAACUUUAGAAAGAAAAUCGAUAAGCCUAGAGCUCCUACUCCCAAAUCCGAAGAUGAAGAAUUAACGGUUGAUAUUUCGGAAGAAGAACCUCAAACCAGGGUGAAAAUUCGAAGAUCUAUAUCAUCAAUACAAAAGCGUAAGUUACCUGUCAUUGAAGAUCUCCCGUACGGCCAAGUAGCUGACGCAGUGCAUCUAGAAGAGGAAACAGUAGAAUCUGACACCGUGUCCGACAAUAUAUAUGCAGAAAUCUACUCUAACGGCAAUAAAGUCAGUGAUGAUGAUUACGAUAACAAUAUUGAUGUAUUAGCCAAUGAUCCCGUCAUCUGCAAUGUUAAAAAGGAAGUCAUAAUUCGGAACGAUGAACGUGCGAGGCAAAUGAUCGAGAAUCAAGAAAACCCGUUCAGACAUAUAGAAGUUGUUGUUAUAGAGAAAACAACAGAUUUCGAUCUGGACAAUUCCAGUAUUAGCUCCAGUGAUAUUGAGGAAGAAAGGAAUGACGUAUCUAUAAUAGACUCUUGGGAAAGGGACAAAAACUCUGAUCAGAAAAUUCAUGCCAUCAGACUUGAGAUAACUGGUAAUGAAUACCCCAACGAAGAGAAUCAAAGUAUAGAUACGAAUGUGUUAAGUAAAGAUAAUUUGAGUUUUAGUAACAGUAUACAAUUGAAUGGUACAUAUCCCAACGAGGCCAUUUAUGACACUUUAAAGUAAGUUAGUUUUAUAAAUUGGAUAGACACGAGCUGAAAUAAUCUUUGACGGUCAGUAAGUGCUUACUUACCAAUAAUAAACAUGGCUGGUCCAGUAAUAUUAAGAGUACGUAGUGAAGUAGAAAAUUGAGUCUUUAUCAAUCGGAAACAUUAUAAAGAAGGUUAUGAAUUGAAAGAUUGAAAAUCUAGAUAGACAACGAGAACGGAUACGUUAGAUUACCAACAUUGCCAUAAAAUGUUAAAGUCCUUAUAGACAUUAAUGGGAAGUGAUAGACCAAGCAAAUAAUUAAGAUAAUUUCAGCUCGUCUAAUUAACACGAAUUAGUAUAACACGGUCACGUAGCAAAUAGCGUUUGUAGUCAUAUUUUUGAGGUACCAAUAAAAAUAUAGCCUACAGAAUCUGCUUGAGGUAUUUGUAUUUUAUAUCGAAUUUUUCUUCGUUUAAAAACGAUUUAUUUUAGCUUUAGUUAUGUAAAUAACUUCUCAGUAACCAGGGAAUGACUGAUAAGUAUGAGUAUUGACCUACAGAUAAACAUUUGUGUAUUAGUGCUAUAGGAAUCUAGUGAUAUUAUAACUCAAAUAUUACAAACGUCAAAAAAAAAUAUUGCGUUUCAUAAAAAUUAUUGCGUUUCACAAAACAAUCCGCUUGUAGCGACGAUAUACAUUUUUUUUUUUUUUCAAAUAAUGCCUUGGGUUUUGAUAGGAAUGUUUUUUAUAUAUAGAUUGGUAUAUCACGCAAUAUGGAACCUUUUUCUGUAGGUGAUAAGGAACUGAGCUGUUAAAUAUCAUGACAAAUCGAAUCAAAUCAGUCAUAGGGAAUAAUAAAUUCUAGUUUUAAUUAUAAUACAACCACCUUCUAUUUUACUUAUAAUAUUUUAUGUGAAGAGCUGAUACAAAAAGCGGACAAGUCAGAAUACUGAUUAAAAAAAUCAUGGUAAAGGCAAACAUAAAAAAAUAUUAAUAUAUUAUGUAAUUUCGAUUACCUGAUACAAUAGUUGAGGAAAGAGUAAUAAUCGUUUACAAAAAAAAAAAAAAAAAACUAAUAGACAAGACUUCUCCGCUUUUUAAAUUGGUCACAGGAAAAAUAAAACAUAGGUACAUUUCCUCACAUAUUAUUUCAAAAUAGAAAUAAGGACAUAUUCUUAUCAGUAUUUUAUCUCAAUUUAUUGUACCUAUUGUGUGCACAAAGUGUACUGCUAUGUAUAAACUUAAAAAUUAAUUCAGCACCUCAAACAUCCAGUCAUUGGUAUAGUUUCGUGGUUUUGUUAAUAGAUGGCAGUGUAAUAAUAAAAGUAAAAUGCUUUAUUGUUUUAAAGCAUAACAAAUUGAUUUUUCAGUUUCAAUAUUACGAGCUUAUUAUUUCUUAACAUUAUGACUUGGUUAGGUAUUUAUUGGACUACGAACUACUAUUACUUUACACGAGGUGCAGUUCAAAGUACAUUCAACAAUUUUGUGCCAGAAACUUAAAUCAAUAAACCUCACCAUGUUUCAAAUAUUUUAUAUUAUAAGACUAAUUUCUGCUGCCUAAAGACAAUAUAAUAUAAAUUAAACCAUACAUAAAACUUAAGAAAUAGGUAUUGAACAGACUUCUUCAAUCAUAGCCGUACAUAAUUGUGUAGAAAAAUUAAAUGAUUAAAUACUUAUAAAAUUACACUGCCUUCGUAUACGCCAUGCCAGAUCCAAUGUAUGGACGAUUAGAACGAACAAUUGGUGCUAAAGUAGGUGCUCAUAAACGUACUUAGUGUAAGAGUGCAACACAUAUCACAUGACACUAUGUAUAUUUGUACCAUAUAGAUAUAAUGUAUAAACGAAAUUCGAUUCUAAGUCUGAAGUAUCGAAAAAUGUGUAAUAAUUGAUCGAAAUAUACGAAAUUAUUAAA
Manduca sexta (tobacco hornworm) is the source of this 5289-nucleotide messenger RNA. RefSeq lists its product as uncharacterized. The record is from RefSeq and is a predicted model, not a curated record. Lineage: Eukaryota; Metazoa; Arthropoda; Insecta; Lepidoptera; Sphingidae.